GUGCUGGAAUUCUAAAGACGGUCCUGGAUUCAUCCAUUCACAGAACAUCAACCAACUCGCUCUUUGACAUGUAUGUGACAACGUAACAUAACCUCACUUUUGUUUUUAACUCCAAAUGUGUGGAUGUGUCAACUUUUCAUAGCUUUAUUGCAUCGAAAAUCUAUAUUAUUAACUGAAUAUGGCGUUAAUAUACACUAACGAAAACAACCCUGCAACCCUGAAGUUAUUGAUAGCCAAAAACGUGUCAAAGGCUCCGGUAAACCUUAAAAUAGUCCAUGUUAAUGAUCGGUCUAUACCUCAACCCAGGCGUUUGCCUUGCGUAGAAGAGGAAGAAAAUCUAACUUUAUUUCUACCCAAUUCAGCUGUCUGUUAUUUUAACCCAGUUAAAGAAAAUACAUCGGAGGUACUUGACUGGCUGGAGUGGGAAGCAAAAAACCUGUCUCCUUGCUUAGCUUAUCUUUGUGGAAGUUCCGUGAAGAAUCCUAGUUUUAAAAAGACACUGCAAACAUAUUUAACAAAACUAGAAUGUUCUUUAAAAGAUAAAGUAUAUUUAAUUGGUAACACAUUUUCUAAUGCUGAUAUUGUUAUUUGGAGUACAUUAUAUCCAUUAUAUUUGAAUGAAGCAUUGAGGAAAGAAUAUCUUUUGUUGCCAAAUAUUAUAAAAUGGAUAGAACAUUGUGAAACCAUCCCUCAAUUUAAGGAAGCUGUAGCAUUUUUCAAAAUAGAUGGCAAAACAGCAUAUGCAGCUUUAGCAGCUGGAGCAAAAUAUCUACCUAUUCCUGACCUCACUAGUUCUGAAGGGACAAGUGAAGAGUCUGGUUCACCUCAACACACUGUUGAGGUUGUUAGUGAGGAGGAAUUGAAGUCAGCCAAAGCAGCAUGGAGUAAAUAUGUAACCAAACUACCAAAGUUGAAGCAAAGGAAUGGAAAAGUGCUUCCAGUAUCGAAAGAAAAGAACAUUUUUAUUACGUCUGCAUUACCAUAUGUAAAUAAUGUCCCCCACUUGGGCAAUAUAAUAGGCUGUGUUCUAUCUGCAGAUGUCUUUGCAAGGUUCUGUAGACUUUGCAAUUACAAUACACUCUACCUUUGUGGAACUGAUGAGUAUGGCACUGCCACUGAAACUAAAGCUUUAGAGGAGAAGUUAACAUGCAGGGAGAUAUGUGACAAGUACUUUAAGAUCCACAAUGAGAUAUAUCAGUGGUUUAACAUCAGCUUUGACCAUUUUGGAAGGACUUCAAAUCCUGAACAGUCUGAACUUUGUCAAGAAAUGUUCUUGCGACUGAACGAAAACGGGUUCAUGUUCACCCAAUCUGUGGAGCAACUGCACUGUCCGAAGUGUGACAGAUAUUUGGCGGAUAGGUUUGUGGAAGGGGGCUGUCCCCAUUUAGGUUGUAACUAUGAAGAUGCCAGAGGUGAUCAAUGUGACGGAUGUGGUAAAUUGGUAAAUGCAGUAGAGCUGAAGAACCCUAGGUGUAAGGUGUGUGGAAGUAGGCCCAAACUUAAGACGUCUAACCAGUUUUUCAUUGAUUUACCGAAGCUUGAACCUUUGCUACACCAUUGGAUGAAACUUUCCACACCUGGAUGGUCCAAUAACGCCCAAGUGAUAUCAAAAUCAUGGUUGAAAGAGGGUCUCAAACCUAGAUGUAUCACCAGAGAUCUGAAAUGGGGUGUGCCAGUACCCCUAGAUGACUAUAGAAAUAAAGUGUUUUACGUGUGGUUUGACGCUCCCAUUGGUUACAUGUCGAUUUGUAAAGCGUACACAAAGGACUUUGAAAAAUGGUGGCGACCUUCGAAAGACGUAGAAGUGAAGUUAUAUCAGUUUAUGGCCAAAGACAAUGUACCAUUCCAUGGAGUACUGUUUCCUGCUAUGUUGUUGGGGGCUAAUAGGGGUUACACCACCGUUUCACAUUUGAUGGCUACAGAGUAUUUAAACUACGAGGAUGGCAAAUUUUCCAAAUCACGUGGUGUUGGAGUAUUUGGCAACGAUGCACAAAGCACGGGGAUUCCCAGUGACGUAUGGAGAUUUUAUUUGCUUUACAUCAGGCCCGAAUCGCAGGAUUCCAGUUUUUCUUGGAACGAUCUGGUUACUAAGAAUAAUUCGGAAUUGCUGAACAAUCUUGGGAAUUUUGUUAACAGGGCGUUAAUGUUUGCUAAAAACAGCUUUAACGGAGUAAUUCCUCAAAUGGCGCCUUCAGAUGCAGAUUAUAGGGUAUUAGCUCUAUGUACGAGAGAAUAUGCAGCUUAUGUAACAGCAUUGGAGAAAUGUCGAUUGAGAGAGGGCAUCAGGCAUAUUUUGGCAAUCUCAAGGCAUGGCAAUCAGUAUAUGCAAGCUAACCAGCCUUGGGUAUUGGCCAAGGGUACUGAAGAAGAGAAGUGAGUAAUAACAUCCUCUCAUCCUUUUUCUAUUGCUAGUUUAUCUGUCUACUAUUUUAUAAGCUGAUGUAAAAAGCAUGUGCCACUUCUUUUGUGAUAUUUUUCAGGUUAAGAGCAGGAACAGUCGUAGGGAUCUGUUGUAAUUUGGCAUGCCUUUUGGCGGUGCUCUUACAACCAUACAUGCCUGAAACUAGUGCAACUCUUAAAAAGCAAAUCAAUGCUCCAGAAGUUGUAAUUACGCCCAGCAAUCCUGAAAUCGUUCAGUUGCUUCCACCUGGCCACAAACUAGGCAACCCCUCGCCAUUGUUUUCAAAAAUCGAUUCCGCUCGAGUAGAGGAACUAAAGAAGAAAUUCGCCGGCAAACAAAAUGACAGAAACAACGGUAGCGGAGACAACACUGACGUUAAAGCUGUUGAAGAGAUGGUAGCCAAACAGGCUGACAAAGUCAGAUUAUUGAAAUCCAGUGGAGCUGAUAAGAAAGUCUGGCAACCUGAGGUAGCUACUUUAUUAGAUCUGAAGAAAAAAUUGGAAGCAGCACAGAAAGCUGCAACUUCCAAACCUGAACAAAAGCACGUGCAAAAUGGAAUAGUUGAUGUUAAGGAAAUUGAUAAAAUGACAGAGGAAGUCAAUAAGCAGGGGUUGGUAGUGAGGAAACUGAAAGAGGGUGGUGCAGAAAAAUCUGUUUGGCAACCGGAAGUUGAGAAACUUUUGGCUUUGAAGGCUCAGCUCGCAGUUGCGUCCGGUACACCUGCUGCAGCUAGCGGCAAAGGCAAAAAAACAAAGAAGUGAUGAUGUUUCAUUUUUGAAAAUAUAACAAUUUAAAAAUCUAGGUUCCUUUCAGGGAAUUCAGUGCAAGUAUUUAAUUUUUAAUUUAUUGAUUUCUAAUGGACUUAUUUUUUUUCGAUAUUUAUUAUUAAAUUAUUCAGCCCAACUUUUUACCAAUAAAUGGUUACCUUUUGUA
Acanthoscelides obtectus is the source of this 3334-nucleotide messenger RNA. NCBI's taxonomy places the organism in Eukaryota, Metazoa, Arthropoda, Insecta, Coleoptera, Chrysomelidae. The record is from the annotation of a GenBank genome assembly.